Messenger RNA from Conger conger (European conger), 3765 nucleotides. RefSeq names its product regulator of G protein signaling 12b (gene rgs12b). Lineage: Eukaryota; Metazoa; Chordata; Actinopteri; Anguilliformes; Congridae. The coding region runs from base 606 to 2675 and encodes 689 amino acids. Gene Ontology annotation, biological process: signal transduction. The record is from RefSeq and is a predicted model, not a curated record. The transcript has 15 exons. Gene Ontology annotation, molecular function: GTPase activator activity.
AGACGUGUUCUGAAACACAACGUUUCCUCAGCGCACUCACACACAUUUCUGUGCGUGCGACCGAAGGGGAAUGAUGAUUUUACCAUGCCUGAGAGCACCGCUCUGAAAUGUGUGGAGAAAGGGGAGAAAGUGGAUUUAUUUUUAUUGAAACCGAGCCAGUGUGGAAGGGGGGAAAUCGCAGAGUGAGCGUUGCACAUUCCUGCGCGCGGUGCGGUGCUUUUUCCCCUUUAAAACCGUGCAGCUUGCCUGCUCUUUCUUCAGUGGAAUAACAAGCCGUCUCCACCGAUUAUCUCCGCUCUCUGUGAAAAGGACUGCUUCUGGAAAGCGGGUUCGGUUCCGGAGGAGAAAGUCCGCGAGGUGCAGCGACCGGGCGGCUCGUCGUGACUUCAUCAGAACCCCUCGCCUGUCGACGAAGCGCUUCCUGCGGUGGCCAGUUGCUAUGGGAACUGCAGGGGAGUGAAAUGGAACUUCCUAGUCAGGGACUCGUCAGGUCUUGGUGGGACUUGUACAGGCAUGGCUGUGACUUCCAGUCAGUGCUUAGACGUAGCCGAGGUUAGUCAGGUACGUAGCCCAAAGCGCUUGCUCCUCCCGGAGCCCAGGACACAAUGAGCCUGAAGAAGAGGCUCUCGUUCAAGAAAGUGUGGUACUUCAACACGUCUGCAGCGGUCUCCGAUGGUGAGCUGAACAGUGCGGACCUGCAGGGCUGCGGCAGUGAGAACAGUCUGAACAGCAAUGCCAGCCUGCCCAGCGUGCAGAGCCACCGGCGGCACACGGAGCGCCGGGUGGCCAGCUGGGCCGUGUGCUUCGAGCGCCUCCUGCAGGACCCCGUGGCCGUGCGCUACUUCUCCGAGUUCCUGAAGAAGGAGUUCAGCGAGGAGAACAUUCUGUUCUGGCAGGCCUGCGAGUUCUUCAGCCACGUACCUGAGACGGACAAGAAGCAGCUGUCUCAGAGAGCGCGUGAGAUCUACAACAGCUUCCUGUCCAGCAAGGCCACCACGCCAGUCAACAUCGACAGCCAGGCCCAACUGGCCGACGACAUCCUCAACGCCCCCCGCCCCGACAUGUUCAAGGAGCAGCAGCUGCAGAUCUUCAACCUGAUGAAGUUUGACAGCUACACGCGCUUCCUCAAGUCCUUCCUGUACCAGGAGUGCAUGCUGGCGGAGGUGGAGGGGCGACCCCUGCCUGACCCCUACCACAUCCCCAGCAGCCCUGCCUCCAAGCACAGCACCAGCUCUGAACGCUCCACGCUGUCCACACCCAGAAAGGAGGAUAAGAAGUCCAAGUCCGGCCGGUCUCUGAACGACGACAGCCGGGAUGAGCACGGCGAUAAGCGGAAAGGGAUUUUCUUCUCCUGGUCUCGAAACCGGAGCUUCGGAAAAGGACCCAAGAAGAAGGAGCUCACCGACUUCAAUUACAAUUUCUCGGGCAGUAACGGAAGGCGGGAAUCUCAGGGCUCUCUGUCGUCGGGAGCGAGUCUGGAGCUGGCCACGUGCAGCUCGGGGGGAAAGAACGAGGGGGACGUGUCGAGGCACUCCAUGUCGCUGUUGGAGAGGGAGCGCGUUCACAGACACUGCAGCAUCAACAUGCCUGACGGCUCGUGCUCCUCCGUGCCCCUGCGCCCUGGCGUCUCUGUCAGGGAGGUGCUCCUGGGCCUCUGUGAGAAGAUGGGGAUCAACCUGGCCGCUGUGGACCUCUUCCUGGUCGGGGGAGAGAAGCCCCUGGUUAUGGACCAAGACUGCAUGACUUUGAGCGCUCGGGACCUAAGAUUAGAGAAACGCACGUUGUUCAGAUUGGACCUGGUGCCCAUUAACCGGUCCGUGGGUCUGAAGGCCAAGCCCACCAAGCCCGUCACAGAGGUCUUGAGGCCCGUCGUGGCCAAAUAUGGCCUCCACCUGGCAGACCUGGUCGCUACGGUGAGCGGGGAGAGGGAGCCUCUGGACCUGGGCGUGCCCAUCUCUAACCUGGACGGCCUCAGAGUGGUGCUGGACGUGGCCGACCACGCCCUGGGGAAAGACAAGCAGAAACUCGUCGCAACGAAAAGCCACGCCCCCUCUACGACGGCAAGAAGCCAAGCGGCAACAGGCGAUGAGUGUCCGUCAGGAAAGUGCUCUUCUGUGAAAGCCAGAGGGGAGAGCGGGAAGGCCGCCAGGGACCCGCCCAAAUUCACACAGGACCAAUCAGGGGGUAAAGAGAGGAGAAAGCACAAACACAUUAAUAUAGACGAAGCCGAAGAGUUCUUCGAGCUCAUAUCCAAAGCUCAGAGCAACCGAGCCAACGACCAGCGAGGUCUGCUGAACAAGGACGACCUGGUGCUGCCGGACUUCCUGCGGCUGGCGGCCGAGCCGUCCUGCUCCACGCCGCGGCGGGGGAAGGAGAACGGCGGGGCCCUCUCCUCCACCCACCACUGCCUGAGCCUGGACUCCCCCGCCCCCGGCCCCGGCCUCGGCCUGUCCCCCAUCCCCCGGGCCCCCCCGCCCUGGAAGGGCCACAGCGUGCAGAUGCUGGAGGACGAGAGCAUGGGCGAUUUGACUCUGGUGGGCGAGGGUGACAUCACCAGCCCCAACAGCACGCUGCUGCCCCCCUCCCCUGUGCCCGGCCUGUCCCACACCCGCCACGCUCCCCCCUCGGACAGCCGCACAGACCCCCGGUCCAGCUCAGGUACAUCAGGAGUGUGACCCCACCCCCUGUGUGCAGUGCUCUGAGCCCGGGACCGGCACCAGCUGUCCGUCUUCCCCUGACCCCGCCCCCUGUGUGUGUCGUGUGCAGUGCUCUGAGCUGAGGACUCCUCCCACUUUACUGACUCUAAUGCACUUUAUAUUCUACACAAAAUAAACUCUUUCCCUGCUUCUUUUUCUGUAUUUUUUAUUUUUUUCCCCAUUAUAUAUUUCUCAAUAAUGAACCGAAUAGUUUUUGGAAUUUGUGUUCUGACAAUCAGUAAAGACGUGUUUCGCGAGACAGAUGUUUACAGGAACGUAUAACGCUACACUGCCCCAGACUCGCAGGGGGACUGAAACGUCUCCCCUGCGGAAGACCUCGAGGCGUGCUCGUGAUGCUGAGCAGAGGGGGGGAGGGGGGGGUGGCCCCGCUCCUGUGCGUAAAAGCACCGCCUCGUGCCCCAGAGGGGAGAGUGGCGGUCAGCAGGUUUCCCGGAGACCGCCAGCGAUCAAACGUGUUUCCCUGUGGGUGACCGCGGUGCUGUCCGGGCCGAACAAAACUGGACCGCCGCUCAAAGCUGUUUUGUUUUUGUUUUUUUCAAGCAGGUGUUUCAAAUGAAUUUUGUAAAUUAUGUCAAUUAUUUGAAAAAAAAAAGUUCUCGUAAUGGUACUGAGUUCUUGUAUUUUUGGAAAAAAAAGUUUUGUCCCCCCCCCCCUCUCCGGUUCCUCGGUAAAAUGCAAUUCAACAAUGUCUGUACAUGGGUCUCCAUUUUGCCAACUUCUCUAGUCACACCUAUUUUAUAUAUUUUAUUCUGUAAUAUAUUCCUGAGAAGGUAAAUAAUUUAUCCCUGUUAUUUUUAUUUACUGUUUAGCACUGCUCAGUGAAAAGUAAUAAGUAUGUACAUACAGUAGUUAUUUUUUAGAACUAAUGUCAUUGUUGAAUUGCAAUCUCUCUCUGCAUAAUUCUCAUCUCCAGUAGAUGAUUUCUGUAGAUUCCUUUGCUGAUGAAUUUAUUUCCUGUGUGUGAUUAGAUUGAAUAAAUGUUAGAAGUCAAAUCACAAAUCUGCCUUCUGUAAGAUGGUGAUCUGUAGCUGACUUCCUGCUGAUUUAA